Messenger RNA from Eimeria necatrix, 231 nucleotides. RefSeq lists its product as hypothetical. The record is from RefSeq and is a predicted model, not a curated record. The transcript has a single exon. The coding region runs from base 1 to 231 and encodes 76 amino acids. Lineage: Eukaryota; Apicomplexa; Conoidasida; Eucoccidiorida; Eimeriidae.
AUGGCGGCUGCAGCGGGAGCGGCAACCCUGCAGCAGCAGCAGCAGCAGCAGCAGCAGAGGCCGACGCCACAGCAGGAAGAGCAGCAGCCGCUGCAGCAGCGGCAGCAGCAGGUAGCGCCUGCAGCAGCAGCAGCAGCAAGUUCAGCAGCAAUGGAGGGAGGAGAUGUGGGGCCAAAAGGGCCAGCGAGGUCUCAGCGAGGCACAGAGAAAGCCCAAGUAGAAAACAAAUAG